GUUCAACAUCAGAUUUUGCUUGGACAAAAACAAGCCCGUGCCGGCCAGAUCAGACCAAGAAAUGGACCACACAUGAUACCAUUUCUACAAUUCUACUACAGAGAGUACACAGAAUUGUCUAUUGACACUUGCACAAACGGACGUUUGUCAUCGCAGCGUUGAUCUAGACCACAUAGUAGCCAAGCAUCAGCGUAGAGAGAGGAGAUGGCGGCGUUAGCGGCGGCGGGCGGCGGCGGCGAGAGGUGGAGCCUCGCCGGCGCGACGGCGCUGGUCACCGGCGGGAGCAAGGGGAUCGGGCACGCCAUCGUGGAGGAGCUGGCGCGGCUCGGCGCGCGCGUGCACACGUGCUCCCGCAACGCGGCGGAGCUGGAGGAGUGCCGCCGCCGGUGGGCCGACAAGGGCCUGCAGGUCACCGUCUCCGUCUGCGACGUCGCCGUGCGCGCCAACAGGGCGAAGCUCAUGGGCACGGUCGGGGACACCUUCGCCGGCAAGCUCGAUAUCCUAGUGAACAACGCGGCACAGGUGGUGGCCAAGCCGGCGGUGGAGUGCACGGCGGAGGACUACUCCGGCCUCAUGGCGACCAACCUGGAGUCGUGCUUCCACCUCAGCCAGCUCGCGCACCCUCUCCUCCGGAACUCCGCCAUCGCCGGCGGGGGAAGCAUCGUGCACAUCUCCUCCAUCGCUAGCUAUCUGGGCUAUCCGGGUGCCGUGCUCUACAGCAUGUCCAAAGGAGGAAUGAACCAGCUAACAAGAAGCCUGGCUGCCGAGUGGGCCCGCGACAGCAUUCGUGUGAACUGCAUCGCACCAGGCCUGGUCAUGACUGACAUGAUGACGAAAGCGGUUGGUAUACAAGACCUGGGAGUCGUGGAGCAAGAAUUUUUACCGAAAAUUCCAUUGCGCCGGACGGGGGAGCCGGCGGAGAUCGCAUCCGUGGUGGCGUUCUUGUGUAUGCCGGCGGCCUCCUACGUCUCCGGCCAGGUCAUCUGCGUCGACGGCGGCAGAACCAUAGCCGCUUGAGCUGUUCACCAUGGGAGUGACAUGUGGGCCCACCUAACUCAGGAUGAUGCGGUUUGGAUGAUGAUUUGUCCAAAAGAAAGAUUGAUCUUUCCUUCCUGUAAAAGUUGUGUCUAAAUGAGCACCUUUUUUUUUUUUUUUUUGCCAAAAGACAUGCUGCUCUCCAUGUCCAUGCAGCAUCAGUAUGAAAGGUAUUUGGAUGCUGUUUGUUCAGAUUCAGAAGUUGAUAUGGUUCUCCGCUUCCCACGGAAGAUGGUGCCCUGGAAGAAAUGUCAUAGCUGCAUCUGUCCAUCUUGUUUACACACCGCAUGCGAGGGCUCAACAUCUGAAACAUCCUCACUUUCUCUGUUGGCAUGUGUGAUCUCCUGCAGUUCUCGGGCUGAAUCUGUCAAGCUGAAUUCCAUGUCUGUACUGUACAUGGUUGAUUUAGUUUUUCUCAAGAUAAGAAAACUCAGUCGCGCAUUAUUGUGCAAUGGACACACUAAAGGAACCUGCAGAAGUGCAGAACUGAAUGAUGGUUCCAAUAUCAAAAAAA
Messenger RNA from Panicum virgatum (switchgrass), 1549 nucleotides. RefSeq names its product tropinone reductase-like. Gene Ontology annotation, molecular function: oxidoreductase activity. Lineage: Eukaryota; Viridiplantae; Streptophyta; Magnoliopsida; Poales; Poaceae. The coding region runs from base 205 to 1017 and encodes 270 amino acids. The record is from RefSeq and is a predicted model, not a curated record. The transcript has 4 exons.